Messenger RNA from Syzygium oleosum, 1035 nucleotides. RefSeq lists its product as uncharacterized. Bases 1 to 1035 code for a protein of 344 amino acids. Lineage: Eukaryota; Viridiplantae; Streptophyta; Magnoliopsida; Myrtales; Myrtaceae. The transcript has a single exon. The record is from RefSeq and is a predicted model, not a curated record.
AUGCAAGGUUUUGAUGAUCAAUUCUCACGAGGUCUUGCUCACAUUGUCAAGGUUCAAGUCCCUAAGAAGUUCAAGGCGCCUGAGUUUAAUAAGUUCGAUGGCCUUUCCUGUCCUAAGGUCCAUUUACAAUACUACACGACGAGGAUGGCGCCGUAUGCUGAUAAUGUGCCACUCAUGAUCCACACUUUCCAAGAUAGCUUAACCGGACCCCCCUUACAAUGGUUCGUUUUGAAAAAGAUUCAUUCGCUCAAGACAUGGGAGGAUUUGUCUGAUGCUUUCAUUCGUCAAUACAAAUUCAAUAUUGACGUGGCCCCGUCACGUGAGGAUUUGAUUCGCACUGAGAAGAAAAAGACCGAGACCUUCAAGGCCUAUGCUACUAGGUGGAGAGCUCUAGCUGUGCAAAUUACCCCCGAGUUGACUGAGAAGGAGAUGCUUGAUACCUUCAUGAAGACUUUACCGUUCGAGUUUCGUAAUCGAAUGUUGGGUUCUAAUUUCAAUUCUUUAGCUGAGUUGAUACCAGUGGGAGAACGCAUUGAGAUCGCUCUGCGCGAUGGUUGGGCCACUGAGCAGGCUACCUCUGCUAAGAAGUUCACCCUCAAGAAGGAUAAGGAACCGACACCUGAAGUGAAUGUAGCUUACUCUCAACAAAGCCGUGACACUGCCUCGACAAUACAGUCUGUUGGCAAACAACAAGGUGGACGCCAAUUCACUAGUCGGCAACAAGGUACUAAAAGGAACUUCACGCCUCUGCCUGGGCCGUUAUCCAAAGUUCUGCCUGUUCUCCAAAAGAAAAUUUUGCUUUCAAGUGAGCCGAAACGCCCGAACCCCGAGCGGUUCUCUAGUUAUGACUCCUCUAAGAAGUGUGAGUAUCAUAUGGGGGAGGUCGGUCAUUCUACUGAUGAUUGUUACGUACUGAAGCAUAGAAUUCAAGACCUCUUGGACACAAAGGCAUUCUCUUUCCGCAGUGAUCAACCAAAUGUCCAGCGGAACCCUCUACCCAACCAUGCUGGAAGCACGGAUGCUGUUAUUGAGUAG